Messenger RNA from Mycena citricolor, 4744 nucleotides. Lineage: Eukaryota; Fungi; Basidiomycota; Agaricomycetes; Agaricales; Mycenaceae. The record is from the annotation of a GenBank genome assembly.
GACCUGUCCCACCUUUCCCACCUCCGUCUCAUAGCAGAAAUUCUCAUUCUCGGAGAACGCAGGCCGUCUUUUACUCUCGUACACUGCACCACAUAAAAAAGAAAAUUCAAAGAAUUUAUGGGAGUUCUCGGCUUAAGCACAUACCUCCGGGAGAACCGUCGGCUAUCUGAGGCACAUCGGCUCGAUACUCGUGAGCUGCUUGCAGAUCGAAUCAAGAUUGUCGUGGAUGGAUGGUCCUUUAUCUACGAUCUUUACCGAUCCUCAGGUCUGCCCUGGGUAUAUGGCGGGGAAUACGCAGCCUUCGGCCGGCUUGUGAGAACGGUUGUGGAGGCUUGGGUCAGGGUCGGCCUCGAGGUCUCGUUUGUUUUCGAUGGACCUUGCCCAGAACUCAAGUUUCCGACCGUUGUAUCUCGCCUCACUCAAACCAACGUGACGAAUGCGCUUGUUUUCUUCCGAACAUCCUCCUCGUCGAGAGCGAACUCUCGCUUUCUCCAUGAGUCUCGCAUCAUCCCUCCGCUCGUGUAUACGGCUUGCAUUGAGUGUUUGAACACACUCCCCUCCUCCAUAAACGAUCACGUUUUCGUCCAUUACGCCGACGAAGAGGGCGAUCCCUAUGCGGUCGAAUUGGCGGGUCGCAUCGGCGCCUUCGUUGCCGGCUCAGAUUCCGACUUUGUCAUCUUGAAUGCGCCAGGAUAUCGAGGCUGCAUUCCCCUCGAUGAGAUGAUCUGGAGUGCGGCCGAGGCAGAGGAAGCGGUUGUGCAAGAUGACGACUUCCAACCAGUGCGUAAACCGAAAUCGCAUAAAAGAGCUGUCGUGACCUCUGGCCGCGGUCUUGUUCCACCAGCCGAUCUGAAGGGGCUCUCGUUGGCCUUCACGUCCUACAGUCCCACUACCCUGGCAGCUCAUCUGAACUUGCCCAUCACCCUGCUGCCCUUGAUGGGUGCCCUGGUCGGCAAUGACCUGUCGAACAGCUCUUCGUCAUCGGGCAAGAACGUGCAGCUCUUGUUUUUCGAACGGGGGAUGUCUCACGCUCAACGCAUCACACGUGUGACGGCGACCAUCAACUCCAUCCUCUCUGCAUCCUCUCUGAAGGGCAAGCAGAAGGUGGAGGGCGUGAUGGAUCUCAUCGACAAAACGGUGACGGCGCUUCUCAUCCGCUCUAUCUCCACAAUGGGCUCGGGCGAAGUCGAGAAAGUCGUAGACAGGAUUGUGGAAGCCACACUCCAGUAUGCUCUGCACAAGAGCCCCGAUGAUAGCAAGGCGCUGUGGCCGACCUCGAUCUGCGCAUUGCACUUGCCAGAAGUCUGUCCUAUUCUGCCAAUGAUGUCCCGGAUGGAACGACAUGACAUCAGAGAGGCCUAUCUCCAGGCUUAUAGACGCGGAUGUCUCAAUCCCAAGAUUCUUGAUCUGCUGCAAACUGGCACGUCCUGGCCGAGAUUAUUUCUCGAGGUCCCCGACUUGGAGACUGUCAGCCGAGCGCUCGGACGCCCGAUCAGGCAAUGGGGAUAUGCUAUCCUGCACGACGCUUUGGGGCUGCCGUGUCCAGAAGCAGACUUAGAUGAGCAGACUAUCGGAGCCGAUGCCGAAGCAGUCGACGAAGACGACGAAGAGGAACUCGUUGAUGUCGUUGAAAGCGACUCGGACGAAGAGUCUACGUCUCCUGACCUUCUUGCACCUCUUCGCGGUGCUUUGCAGAGUCUCCAAGUGCCGGAGGAUGCAGAAUCCCAUAUCUCCGAUGAUCGAAUACCCAUUGUCACCGAGUUCCUGCGUCGUGGAACCAGAAUCGCGGAAGAGCCGGUGGCCGUGCCGAUGAUCUCUGAUCUCCUCGCUUCGAUCAGCUGUUCCGCUCCCGGGCCCGUGGCUUGUCAAUCUGAAGCACAGCGUUUGACUGUGCUACUGCGCGCCCUCCGCUCUGACUCGGAUGCGGUGCGAACAUUGCCUCGGAGACAGUUGGGAGCAGCUGUCUGUCUGCGUUGGAUCAUCAUGACAUUGCACGAGCGAGCUUCGGAAAGCAAGGACCGUGACAAGGAGCGCUGGACCCGCCGCGAGGCUCUCUGCUUCCUUGCUGCACAUGAGCUGGAUUCCGAUCCUUCGGAGUCGGACAACUCGCCCGAACUGUUGGAUCGCAAUAUCCAGUUGACAGCACAGGCGCUUACUUGCAUCGAAGCAGUGGAUCAAUUAUCGCAGAUCCUGCUCAUAAGUCAUCUUCUGCCGUCCAUAGCGCCCACAUUUUCGGGCAUGGCAUUCCACCGUCGUUUGACGGGAGUGACUCCCCCGACUGUGUCACAGCCUCUAUCAGACGCCUGUCUUGUUGAUCUUUCAUAUGCCCUUGCGGACGAACGCAAGAAGAAAAUCAGGAAGACGAAAGGUUCUGGUCGGGGCGCCUCUGUUCCUGCAAACCCAGCAACUGGUCUAUUUGGAUUGUUGGCAAACGCGGACGCGUAAUUGUAUCAGUUGGUUAUCUGAUUUGUAAUUAUGAUCUGAACGAGGCAGAGCGCCCAGCUUUGUGUCAGGCACUGACUCUUCACGAUGAUCAAUGAGCGCCGGAGCGCUAACCUGUGAAAUGCUGUCCCACUCAAUCCUGUCAUGCAACACAUAUAUAUGCCCCUACAUGUAUGACCUUGUGCCAUCCUCUCGCAUUCAAUGGCAGCCAUUGCUAACCGUACUAAAAACACGACACCUGCGCUCCCUGACUACAUCACAUACCGCUUUGCAAAGCGCUUAGUGUACGUGAAGCCUGCUGAGACCUACGAGACCGCAGUUGACCUUGCUCAGAAAGAGUUUGCGGAGCUCAGAGACAUUCCCCGGGAACUAAUAUCGUUCAACACCGUAUUCAAUGCCAAGAAUGAUCCGCGCCUCGUUCGCAUCUCGGAGAGCGCCUGGCUGGGUGCUGUGGCGAAACAGUUUUGCGGCGCGGUCAUAGACGUCAUCGUAGUGCCCGAUCCCAAUGCUCCACCGACAUACCUCGCUGUCCCGACAGAUCCGGUGCAUGAAGAGAUGGAAACUUGGCGUAAAUCGCGUUCAGCGUCCGGUUCGCCCGCAUCGUCGCGCCAGCCGUCGCCGUCAGGCAGGAGUACCAAGAGCCCAAAGCGAUCAUGGCUACCACGACUGGCAUGAACAUCUGAGCUGAAUCGCACUGAUCUAGUCCCUUGCUGUAUUUCUAGAGUCCAUCUCACGUCCCAUCUCGAACUUUUGCUAUCUUAUGAUGUGCAUAGUACUGUAUAUCUGUCUCACUUCAAACACGCUAUCAUUGACCGACGAGCUACGAUGUCCGACUGUACCUGAGCAAAGCUUUGCUUCUGAAUGUUGCGUUGUACUGCAAAAGAUUGUUGAUGUCUCGGACCCAGUCAUCUUCCUUUCCCGGGCCAGCCCCUUCAUGCUUUGUCGCCUCUUCCUUGGCUAUGGAGGAGCGGUUGAUGCAUGGGACAGGAUACGGAGAAGCGUUGACAGUCACAGACUCGCCGGGAUUCAGCACGUGCGACGUCCGUCCGUCCAUGGAAACACCUCCUGGCGCUCGACUUCGAUCUCCGAUCUACGAACAGCUCAGAAGGGGGCGAGUCAAUUUGAAACGAACAGACCCUGAGUGUUAUGGAAGACGACGAUGGAAAGACGAGCGGUCGGAACGAGAGACUUCGAGGGCAGAUUGGAGUGAGGACAAGCGCACUCAGCGAGGGAUGUACGAUUGGCCCACCAGCCGAGAGCGAGUAUGCUGUGGAUCCGGUAGGGGUGGAUAUGAUUAGGCCGUCAGACUGAAUUGAACAUAAGCGGAGAGUUCGCCCGGGCGAGGGAGCACGCACGACUGCUUCGGUCAAAUGCUGUCCGUCAACGAAGAUAUCAAUCGUGUUGAGAUGGGGGCUGGAUCCACGGUGGAGUGCAAUCUCGUUCAUGACCUGCCAGUCUACACGCAGAUUAAUAAUCUUUGUAUCUGACCGCAACACAGGAUCGACGCACCGUUCCGCUCGCCCGCCUUCUCGGUGGAGUCAGGAUUGUAGAACGUACAGGCCUCCGCGAAGUCGUCCAUAUCUGGAAGGAAGGGUGCAUAUUGAGCUGACGCGAUUCUAGCGGUCGAAAACACGCACGGAAUGGAAGCAAGAAUCCAAGCGUCCCCAUGGAGAAGCUAAGAACUGGUGGAACAGCACCUUCGCUAAAGAGCGAGGACGCGUGAAGGAUGGUCCCGUCCCCUCCAAGAGUCACGACCAGAUCGAUCGGUUCGGCAUUGUAGUCUGUUAAUGGCAUGAACAUGCCUGACGGGAACAUGGAGAACAAGAUUUAUGAACCUGGUUUCCAAACCUCGGCAGCAUGUGGAAUGUCAUCACGGUCUUCGUGGAAUACACGGACGUCGGGGUAGACUGAGUGAACAUGCCUAGAAUCGGCGUCAUGAAAACUCGGCUUCCCUGUGACUGCAAGACGAUGCUACGGACUCGAGGAACGCGUUAAUGGCUAAUAUAACCGGUUGUGUUCGCAGCUUAUUGACAAUGAGGAUUGUUUUCGGUGGUCGCUGUAGUUGGAGUUGGCUCCGCCUUCCUUCCUCUCAAAUUAAUCUUGAUGCAGCGCUCAAGAAAAACAGACGGACACUGAAGAAGAACUCGCGGUAGAGGAAUUGAAGCGAACAAAGUUUAACCUCUGUCGUCGCGAACCGACAUAUCCACUAGCACGAGGACGAAAAGUCGGUUUUAGCGCGCGAUGUAAACGCAGAACGGAGAGCAUUGUCAUCAAAUCUGUGAAACCUUGUGACUCACAGCUG